UCGGCCGGGGAGGUCCGCGCCGCGAGGGUCCGCUGUCCAGCCGGGCGCGUCCGGGCCCAUGGGUCUCCAUGGCGACGGCGGGGCUCUCGCUGCCCGAGCCGGGCCGCGGCGUGCCGAGGGCCUCGGCGGCAGCGUGGCCGUGUUCGCCGCCGUGGCCGCCGUGUUCGCCCUCACGCUGCCCCGCUCGCUGCCCGGGGGAGACUCGGGGGAACUGAUCACAGCCGCACAUGAGCUUGGAGUUGCUCAUCCUCCGGGCUACCCUUUGUUCACACUGGCGGCUAGCCUGGCAAUCACACUCUUUCCAUUCGGUUCCAUCGCCUACCGGGUCAACCUUCUCUGUGCUCUAUUUGGAGCGGUAGCAGCUUCAUUCCUUUUUUUCACUGCUUUCAGGCUUUCUGGCUCACAUGCUGGAGGAAUCCUUGCUGCGGGGGUGUUUUCAUUUUCUCGCCUAACAUGGCAGUGGUCCAUUGCAGCCGAGGUUUUUAGUUUAAACAAUCUGUUUGUGGGGCUGCUCAUGGCGCUUACUGUGCGUUUUGAGGAGGCAGCAGCCGCAAAGGAGAGAUCAAAGAUAGCAGUCAUUGGUGCUUUCUCGUGUGGCCUCAGCUUGUGUAAUCAGCACACAAUAGUACUCUAUGUUUUGUGCCUAGUGCCCUGGAUUCUCUUCCGACUUCUCAAAGAGAAGGAACUCACCCUUAGCUCUCUGCUGAAGCUGACUCUGGCCUUUUGUGCUGGCCUGCUGCCCUAUGUCUACCUGCCUGUCUCAUCCUACCUCAGUCAUGCCCGCUGGACCUGGGGAGACCAGACGACCCUGCGCGGCUUUCUGACGCAUCUUCUCAGGGAAGAGUAUGGAACGUUCAGCCUGGCCAAAUCCGAAACAGGAUCGAGCGUGUCUACCAUACUGCUCUCACAAAUAAUAAAUAUGAAGACCGAACUUUCAUUCAACAUCCAAGCUCUUGCAGUUUGGGCAAAUAUAUGUUUAGCUAGAAAGGACAGACGGAAGUCUUCAAUAGUAUGGCUUUUCACUGGAAUGCUUUGCAUUUAUUCAUUAUUCUUUGCUUGGAGAGCAAAUUUAGAUAUUUCAAAACCACUUUUCAUGGGUGUGGUGGAACGAUUCUGGAUGCAGAGCAACGCAGUGGUGGCAGUUCUCGCUGGCCUUGGUUUGGCCACGCUUGUGUCUGAGACUAAACGAGUGCUGGGCUGCAGCGGGAUCCAGAAUAUGGAGUGGCUUUCAGCAACUCUUUUUGUUGCUUAUCAAAUAUACUCAAAUUACAGCAUUUGUGACCAAAGAAGCAAUAAUGUGAUUGAUCAGUUUGCACGAAAUCUUUUGGACUCCAUGCCUCAUGAUGCAAUCAUCUUACUCAGAGGAGAUUUGCCAGGGAAUUCUCUCCGUUACUUGCAUUACUGUGAGGGGUUGAGGCCAGAUGUUUCACUAGUGGAUCAAGAAAUGAUGACUUACGAGUGGUACUUACCCAAGAUGGCAAGGCAUUUGCCAGGAGUGCACUUUCCUGGGGACCGAUGGAACCCUGUGGAAGGAGUGUUACCCAGUGGAAUGGUCACAUUCAAUCUUUUUCACUUUCUUGAAAUGAAUAAACAAAAAGAAACGUUUGUUUGCAUAGGAAUUCAUGAAGGUGACCCAACUUGGAAAAAGGAAUAUUCACUUUGGCCAUGGGGAUCUUGUGACAAGUUAGUUUCUUCAAAGAUUGUAUUCAACCCGGAAGAAUGGAUUAAACGCACAAGAACUAUCUAUAACUGGACUGAGGAAUAUGGAAGAUUUGAUCCAUCUUCUUGGGAAUCCGUGGCCAAUGAGGAGAUGUGGCAAGCAAGGAUGAAAACACCGUUCUUCAUCUUUAGCCUGGCAGAGACUGCCGCGGUGCCUCCGGAUGUGAAGGCACGCCUCUACACUCAUGCAUACAAGCUUUAUAAGGAGAUAGUGUACUUGCAGGAGGGGCACCCAGUGAACUGGCACAAGAACUAUGCCAUCGCCUGUGAGCGGAUGCUGCGCCUGCCAGCGGGAGACGCAGAUGCCGAAGUCCUGCUGUCGGAAACCAUCAGACACUUUCGUCUCUACACUCAGAAAGCUCAGAGUGAUCCGCAGCGAGCGGACAUUGUAGCUGCUCUCAGGCACCUAAGAAGAGAACUGCGAAGUCUAAGAGAUACAAAAAAGGUCUGAGGCAGCCAAGUGUGGCAGCCCUGCUCACAGUGCUGCUUCAGACCCUUCUACAGUCCAAAGUUCUUCCUUCAAGUAAAGAAGCUGUGUCAAAAAAGGAGAAAUCUCAGUUCUCUCCUGGAUAUAAGUAUCAUGUACAGCAGAAACACGGUAGGGGCAGAAAUGGAUGCCUUAUGCAGAACUGUGUUUAUUUCCUACCGCCAAAUUAGCAUUUCCAUGAGAGACAUUCAAAACAUCUGCAGUCUCCACUGAGCGACUAACCGCAGGUUCUAGAUGAGAAGAAGAAACUGUCUCCACAGACCUAAAAUGUUGACUCUGAGUCCUUUAAGGUCCAUGCUUAUUGGAAUCCAUUUAAAAAGGUAAAUUCUUAAAAUACUCAUUCCAGACCAGAGGCAUUUUCUAUUUCCUGCAAGUGAGAUAGUUUCUAAAAACAAUUCUUGUUAUACCUUGUUAGAAGCCUUUCUUUCUUUUUUAACUAUAAUUGUUAUAUAUAUUAUCAAGUUUGUGUUUUUAAACUUCGAGUUUUAUUGUCAUAGUUCUGCAGUCACUGCAAAGGAACGCCAAUUUCAUAUUUGCUCAUUUCAGUUGCAGAAAUGGGCAAAUUAAAAGUCAUUUUAUAUGUCCUUCAUUAAUUUCAUAUUUAUGUUUCAGUUCUAUUUGGAUUCACAGGUCUAGACCCAGUAAUUAGUAAGUAGCUGCCUAGAUGCACAAAGGGGCAUGGGCAAGAGUGGGGGUGGGGAACUUGUUCAAUAAAUUCAUUUCUGUUACAGGCAUCUUUUAUACAUAUUACUAAAGAGAACAUAGCAAGAAAUGCAAAUAAUAAUAGUUCUUUAUUUUAUUAUGACAGUUAAUUAAUAGCAACCUGUUUUAAUGAAUAAAGUCACUCAGAGUCCUUCAGCACUUCCUAAGUAGAGGCCAGAAUCUGUAGGGAUUCUCACCCCCCUCCCCCCGAUUGUAUAGCUCCUAGACUCCAAGCACUAUAUAGGCCCCUGUAUAGAAAUGCUCACUAAUGAAGAGGGAGGGCUAGAAGCUUGUCUGCAUUCAAAGAUCACUGGUGAGUCAUUCAGCAAGAAAAGGCCCCUUACCAGGAAUAGUCACAGUUCCGUGGCAUUGUGCUAGCAAAAGGAUCUGAUCAAAGGUCUCCCGUGGAGCUUGCAUGGUUCCCUUUCAUACUACGACCAUAAUUAAAACCACUAAUUCUCUUUUAAAAUGCUGCAGGAUGCCAUGUAGGCAUCUGUCUGGAGUGUCCUUUGUGAUGUCAUAAGCUGUUAAGGACCAGCGCCGAGGGCUUUUGAGCGAAAUGCCAGUCAUGAAGGUGCUUCAAGACAAGGGUGCCUCUAAAAGCUUGACAGGGCCUUGACUGCACAAUUCGAGCUGAAUUUGCCCCUUGUCAGCUGCCAGUAAAUAAAUCUCAAAGGGGGAAAAGCUGAAGUUUCAUUACCUGAUCCAUGGGGCUUUGUUGGUUUUGGCAUCACACAGGGGAAGCUCUUGCUCCUCCAUUCUCUGGAUUUGAAGAUGUCCAUUGGAGCCUGCAGUGCCUGGACAGGGUUCAGAGCGGAACCGUUUGAAGAGUGUCAAUAGUUGUAACAGUUCAGCUGUUAGGAAGACAAAUACAUGGAGGAGCUCAUUAAUCCGCUUUUGGCUCUCGGUGCCUUUUGCCCUUUUAUCACAGCCUUAUUAGGCUCCAGCUCAUCUUGAACCAGAAAAAACUGAAUUGAAGUUGUUGAGUACUAAUUGGCAAAGACUUUUAAUCAUGGGCCAAGAACUUUCACUGACUUGAAAGUAACUUCUCCACAGGGAAGAGCCAGAAACCUGGUUCACCUUAAAACAAAAACCUGUUGGAGCUCAGUGUGGUGUGAAAAUUGAAGGAAGCAUCAAUAAAUUGUCUAAGUCUAUCCACUUGAGAAAAAUUAUGUAAGAUUAUCAUUUUCACUUUUCUGAGGGAAAAGGAAAAUAAAAUUCAGACAUUUCUUCAGAAAGCCUUUAUUGGUUCAGAAAAAAUGAGUUUGUGUGGUGACUGUUUCUGAACAGCCAUCUGUAUAUGUGACUUCAUCUGAGAAUCUACAUCCACAUGCAGUCUUUGUUAGAAGGAACACUUUCUAGCAGUAGUCUCACGAGUGGCAACCAAGCUAUCUUUGAGAACCUGCCUUUUAAAUGUGUGUCAGCAUGUAGGCAUGUCUGCUUCUGAGUGUGCUUUGCACAUGAGUAUUUGCAUAUAGCAUGGAGGGUACUUGAUAUUUGUCAGCAGUGACUUUAGACCACUCUUUUUGACAAAGCAAUAAUAUAGAAGGUGAGACCUAUAAAAUCACAACUAUUUCAACUCCUUAAAACCAUUGGUAAAUGAAAAAAUAUCAAAUGGAGCUAAGAUUUAAGGAUGGUUAGCCUUGGUUAGCCUUCAUUCCCCGAUCAGCUACUUUGAAGAAUCCUUUCCUUUCUCCCCGUAUAAAGCUAAAGUUGUUUUUCCUUGCUUUCUCUUACUUUUCCUUGGCUAGAGCAUAACAGCAUAAAAUCAGAUAAAGGGCUCCCUUCAGUGCAGCCUCCAAGGCUGAGGAGGGAGUGAGGAGAUGACUUCUCAUGCAGGAUUUGGCCAGCAUCCUCCUCAGUGUCCCUGGAGUGCUGUGGGUUGGCAGAUCUACAGGAACCCCACAAAGCCAACUUCUGCCUGGAGUUUAGCCUGAGGAGCAAGUGGGAGCUAGCAGAACUGGCUGUCUGUCCACACACUGCAAUGCCCUUCUGCCUGGGCCCUGAGGCCAGCCCACACCAGAGGGCUCAGGUUGAGGGCAUUGUGGCUUCCAUGUUCACUAGCAAAGCACCAAACACAUCCCACUUUCUCUGCUUCCUGUAGUGGAAACAUGUAUAGUUCCUGGUGUUUAUUUCCUCUUGUUUUGUAAAAGGACCUUUUAAAAUACAUGUAUUUUGUGCUGUUACUCAAGUUGUAGCCAUAAUAAAAGAAAAUUCAUUAUAAUGUACUCAAGAUUUUGAAAGCAUAGAGUUUGUAAAUGUUACUUUUCUCAUAUUCUCUGUGUUUUCUGAUGAUGAAGCGAUGAUGUUUAGCCAUUAAGAGAUUUAAUUAAAGCCAGUUUUGGGGUGAGAGGAGUUAGGUUAUUAUACUCUGCUAAUAACUUGGUGUCAUCAGAUUAGUAUAUGAAGAGUAGAUUUUUAUAUUUAUAUAUUAAAAGUUAAACAUUGUGACUCCUUAAUCAUGCUUCCCUUUAAUAUUUCAUCAUCAGUUAAAAUGAGUGCUUUUAAUAUUCAGGAAAAAACUUCAAUUUCAAAGGUUAAAAAGAAUGAAUCCUAUUACAGUAAAUCCUUUUGUUUUAUUUCUGAUAUAAUUUUACAAAUACACUAUCAUAGGGUAAUAAGAUUCUGAACUACUCAAGUGCUAUGGCUGGGUAAAGAAAAUAAUUCCAGACCCUAAGAGAUUCACACUAUUUCCAUUUACCCUCAAAUUCUGUUGUGAAUGCAAAACCAUUCUUAAGUUUAUACGCCAAACAAGUGAUGUUUCCAGGGAUGCUGGGAGCAUUAAAAGCCAAGAUCUUGGCACAGCCGUGCAGAGCAAACAAGGAGUGGAGGCUUAGCUGCGCCCAUGCUCGAUGAAGACGUCAUUGUCAGGACUCUCCCAAGGCCUGUUUGAUUUGGAUGAGCAUGGUUGAUGUCUUUCAAAGCUAAGGAGUAGUGCAGGGCGCUUACCUGGAUAUAGGGACGCAAACUGGCUGGAUAUAUCUUGAAAAGGUUGUUGUUUUGUUUUGCAGCAAAAAGAAAUAACUGCACCAAAGCAACAUGUGUUAGAAAGCUCAGCUCAUGCUGUUAAAAGGCAAGUGCUGCUUGGGGGGAGGACAGAGAGAGGCCCCAAGUCAUGAAUGUGAAGCCAGCAAUGGUUGGCCUCCACAGGGCAACGUGCUAGAAGAAUCAGGGUGCUGUGGCGGGAAACUGAUUCUCAGCCAAAAAGAUAUUUUGAAGAUACUUAAAAUUUUCAGUUGCUGAGAUUGCCUCAUUUCAAGAUAAUAGUCAGAAGACCAGCAUGUAGAUCAGAGGCUGCCCUCCCAGUGCUCAGCUUAGAUCAUCCAAACACUGACUCUUUUGUCCAUGUUUCAUUACACGAGGCUAUGGUAAAUCUUAAAUUCAGGUGUGGUUAAAAAAAUUUACAGAGAACUAAGCCCAAACCAGGAACCCAUAUUCUCCUAAUUUAGGUGUUUAGAAUUUGUUGUGUCUGGUGUUAAGAAGAAAAGUACAAUAGAUCAAAAUGUAAUGCAGCAAGACCCCUCCACUGAGCCACAUCCCAGCCCUGGAAUCAAGUCUUGUUGUUGGUUUAUGCUACAUAUUACAAUAUUCUGUGAGGAAAUAUUAUAAAAUGGAAAUUUAAAAUUUUCUUAACUAAAUGAAAUAUUUAUUCCAUUAUAUGGAUGAACCACCAGAAGUAGCCAUAAUAACUGUAGUUGUUGCUCAUCUGUGAAAGUGUGUGCUAAAAACUAAAGAGAUCACUGUUUGGGAAAUUAGACCAGAAUUUUAGCUCACUACCUAGAGCCUCAAGUACCCUGAAAAGACAGGAAUGGCCCAUGAUAUUAAAAUACCAAGUCUUGAUGAUUUUGAGGACCCAAAUCAUGAUGUUUUUGAAAGUACAAAGGAAGUCUUUUUUUUUUUGUUUUGUUUUGUUUAGUUUUGUUUUAGAAGAAGAAGAAGAGAAAAAAAUAUUUGGGACUAGAAAGAUGGCUCCAAAGGUAAAAGCAUUUGCUGAAGGAGUCUGGCAAAUGGAAUUUUGCCUUCUGACCUUGGCAGAUAUGGGUCUAAUCUAAAGUUCAGUUUCUCAGGGACUGUCCUUGGCAGCCUUUGCUGCGGGAUGUUCUAUUCCUGAGCACUAGAUAGCAAGCUCCGUGCAACGCUGGGAAGCAGACAGCAAAUUUUGUGUAACCUUGAGUGAAUCCUCGAACGCCUUGGCAGGUGACACAAAUGCUGUUAUCAUGAAAAGAUCUAUUUGUGUUUCUUUGCUUUGUAAGUGCUGCUUGUACCAACAGUAAACCGGGACCUUGA
Psammomys obesus (fat sand rat) is the source of this 7195-nucleotide messenger RNA. RefSeq names its product transmembrane protein 260 (gene Tmem260). The transcript is spliced from 16 exons. Lineage: Eukaryota; Metazoa; Chordata; Mammalia; Rodentia; Muridae. Bases 59 to 2170 code for a protein of 703 amino acids. The record is from RefSeq and is a predicted model, not a curated record.